UUGAUGACAGAGAUACCAAAACCAGGAUGGAUAGCUAGCUGUACAGAGACAGUUCAUUUUUAAACAUCUUGAGUUUUCACAUGGAAAUCCAAGAAAUGUUUUUAAAUUUUUUAAAGUAUUUUAGAGAGGCAGAAGUAAGCGCCACACCUCGAGCCUGACAGGCUUCUAAAGCCAGCAGGAUGAGUGUAUGGGUGGCACACAGCGAAGUAAACCCCAACACUCAAGUGAUGAAUAGCCAGCGCAUCUGGCUGGCCUACAUCAUCUUGGCAGGACUGUUGCAUGUGGUUCUACUCAGCAUCUUCUUCUUCAGCAUCCCUGUUGUCUGGACCCUGACCAACGUCAUCCAUAACCUGGCUAUGUAUGUCUUCUUACAUACAAUGAAAGAGACACCCUUUGAGACCCCUGACCAAGGAAAGGCUCAGCUACCGACACACUGGGAACAGAUGGACUACGGGAUCCAAUUUAUCUCUUCCCGCAAAUUCCUCAGCAUCUCUCCUAUUGUACUCUACCUCCUGGCCAGCUUCUAUGCCAAGUAUGAUGCUGUUCACUUCCUUAUCAACACAGCCUCACUGCUUGGAGUAUUGUUGCCUAAGUUAUCCCAAUCCCAUGGGGUUUGUCUCUUUGGCAUCAAAAAUACUGAAGGAUGGGGCUGGGGAUGACAAAGGGCUGUAACAUCUUUUCCUUCUCCUUAUAGUCUUCUUUAUCUUGAAAGUCCGAGAACUAUACAACCUUUCCCAAACUCCCAGGAAGAGAACAGAUAGGAAAAUGGAGGUCCUUGGGCCCAGCCCUGCUAACAGCAGAUUUCUUUGAAUCAGGAAAGGUGGGAAAGAUAAGGGCCAAAUCACUCUCUUCCACAGCAGGAAGCCAUGUUUGGGCAGCUUGUUUGGUGAUUUUUUCUAGAUCUUCCACUCCCACCACCUUCCAUCUCUGUUUUGCCAUGUAUUUUCCUUAUAAUAAAGAUAAUUUUUUU
Leopardus geoffroyi (Geoffroy's cat) is the source of this 970-nucleotide messenger RNA. RefSeq names its product ORM1-like protein 2. Gene Ontology annotation, cellular component: endoplasmic reticulum membrane. The coding region runs from base 180 to 659 and encodes 159 amino acids. The record is from RefSeq and is a predicted model, not a curated record. The transcript has a single exon. Lineage: Eukaryota; Metazoa; Chordata; Mammalia; Carnivora; Felidae. Gene Ontology annotation, biological process: negative regulation of ceramide biosynthetic process; ceramide metabolic process; intracellular sphingolipid homeostasis.